AGGAUUUAACAUUAGUGACAAAUUCUAAAUAUAACUCCGGUAACUUCAAAUUCCGUUUGGGGAUUUCCUAUCUAUACUCUAAUCCUCGAAUUACUUUCGAUUUGAUUUUUAUGACUUUUUGAUGGUGAACUGAAAAAUCCUCGCUUAUUUAUACAAAUCGAUGUUGGUGUGAUGAAAGAUGGCAUCCAACUAUGAACAAUACAAUGGGGAAAUUCCAAUGAACUCUAGUUUUCCGGGCUUUCAAAAGAGAACAAAGAUGGCAGACAGCAACAGUCAAAUUUUGUCCAGAAUUGAGGAGAAAGUAGCAAUGAUACCAACUUUGCAAGCAAGGGUCAGCGAGAUGCAUGGAGUCCUGAACCAGGUUCUUUACAAUGUCAAGAGGAUCUCAGAGCACCUGUCCAUCCAGCCGCCAUCGGCUCAAAUCAGACCACAGGUGCAGCAGCAGACCAUUGGGUUCAGCAGGAAAGAGAACAUGGGGUCCACAGGGCUCAGCCAAUCAAUGACUGGCCUCGGAUAUGAAGGCUUCAUGCAAGAGAAGAGGGAGGCUGAAGACAGAGUUGAAAAACCGGUCAGACCAGUAAUAUCUGAACCCACACCUAAACGCCCACUUAUAACUGAAGUCACAUCUGAAAGUGAGGAUGAGGCGACCAGAUCAAAUCCAGAUUCUCAACCAUCAGAACCUGUAUUACAAAAUCUUCAAAGAGAGGCUGCAGAAAUUUUUGCUGAUGGUCAAGAUCUCACAGAGAGUACCAGGAGUGUUGCAAAGGUACCUCAAGAUCCCUCAUUUGAGGAGGCCGUACAUCGCAAAGUGGAACCUCAGAAAAUAGAACCUUCAAAAGUGGUACUUCAAGGGAUGAUUGAUAUGGAUAUGGCACCUCAGGAGAUGGGAUCUAUAGAUGUGACGCCUCAGAAAGUGGCAUCAGUGGUAGAGGAACCUCAGGAGGUAAAGAAUGAGGUCCUCCCAAAACCUGUAGAAUUGAAUGACUUUUCAUCAGAGAAUGAGGAGCAGAAUGAAACAGAUAAAGUGAAAGCUGUGAUAGCAGAGGCCCAGAAUCAAUACAGCAAACUCAAGUGUAGAAGAACAGCAAAACACGAUGACAAUAGAAUCCAGUUUGUUUAUGGUAAAGGUGAAGAUGGACUACAAGAAGAGGUCAAAAGUGGUUCCUUCACUCAAAAUAUCAAAUCUACCACUAGAAGACCAGAACGGAGAGAUACAACAGAAAGUAGCUCAGAUUCAGAGGAAGAGCCUACAGCUAAUGUCAAGUUUGUCCCUUCGUCUGGAUCUUCUGCUUCUUCUUACAAAGCCCCAGUGCAACAAAAAGGUGGAUAUCAGAACUACCAAAACUCCAGCUCGCUUGGUACUGCUGGUGGGUCUCUGAAGUCCUCCCUCAAAACUUCGUCUUUAUCUCUGAAAUCCGAACCUGAUGACAGACCAGAUGGUGGAUCAGAGCUUAGAAUUCUCACAGAGAGUGAACUUGAAGAACUUACUUUGAAAGAGGCAAACAGAGCUGCUGAUUGCACUGACCAUAAGUCCCAGGGAGCGGACACCAUUCUCUGUAUCGAUACGUCGUCCAGUAUGAAGGGCAAGAAGUUUGAGCAGAUUACAGAAUUUAUUGAGUCUUUCUUAGAAGGUAUUGAAGAUGUUGCUGUUGAAAAUUCUUUGGAAGAGAACAUAGCAGUGGUGUCAUUUGGAAAUGAGACCCGGGUUGUCCAAAAUUUGACCAAUGACUAUUCUAAAAUCAGAGAUGCAGUAGAAUCAUUGAUGCCUGGUGGUCCUAGCCCUAUAAUGACUGGUCUUGUUCUCUGCAUGAGUGCCAUCUACAAUAGAGGGGGCGUGGUGACCUUCAGAGAGAGGAAGAUCUUCCCCCGCAUCAUCCUGUUGACAGAUGGUGGUGUCACUGACCAGAGGAUAUUCAGUGGACCAGACACCAUCGUGAAACAAGGAGGAACUAAAAAAGAGGUGUGGCACAAAUUGAUGGAGUUUGCUGAGCGGUUCCGUACACACGCAGAUCCUCGGAAUUUGGUCUGUGUUCCCAUUGGAGAGGAUGCAGACAUGACUUUGCUGGGACAGCUGGUUAACACAGCGGGAGGAACCCUGGUACAACCAGAGGAUGUCCAGAAAAUUAGCCACCAUUUCCUCAUCAAUACUGUAGUAGCCAAGGUCAUCCAUGAUGGAGCCCUGAGAGGCCCUGAGUUAUCUGAUGAUGAGUUAAAGCAAAAAAUUCAGGCUACAGAGGGAGCAGGGGACUUCACAGAGGCAGAAGUGGAGGAGACUCUGGCAAUGAUAAAGAGAGACAACGAGGAGCGAGCACAAGGGGGCGCCACUGGAGGGUUAGACAGCAGCACGGAAACCAAGGAGAUGCCUCCCAUUGGUUCCAGGGUCCGACGAGGUCCGGACUGGAGAUGGGAAAAUCAGGACGACAACAUGCCUGGGACGGUGGUGGCCCACAAAGCCAGAGGCUACCUCACAGUGGAAUGGGACAAUGGGAACCGAGGAAAGUACCGUUAUGGAGCAGAGAGUGGAGCAAAAGAUGUCAGGAUGGUGGAUGAACCGCGCAUGCUACCGCCCGGGAUGAUGGUGGCUGUGGGGGUCAGGGCAAGGAGAGGGACUGACUGGGAAUGGGGAUCACAGGAUGGAGGAGAAGGGAGUUCAGGGGUCAUAUUCAAAGUGGAGGACAGUGGGAUUGUCCACGUAAGGUGGGAUAAUGGAAAACGAGGAAAUUACAGAUUUGGAUUGUUCGGCAAAUAUGAUGUGGAAGUCUGUCCACAGUGCAUAGUAACGGAAGGAGCCACCGGUUUAUCAGAUGGAGGGAGUCCCCAAGAAUCAAGAGAGAAAAAAGGUCAGUGGCAAUGGCAGGAUAAGGACGGGCGAUGGAGGGACCACGCAGGGGAGACCUCGGACAAGAUCGAACAUGUGUACCAGACUCGACAUGGCAAAGGGACGGUAGUGGUGGAGUGUGAGAACGAAAAAAGGUACAGAGUCAUUCCAGAUAAGAAAUGCCAGAGAAAUGUCUCAACAGGUGCGGAGUAUCCCAUCAGGCGUAUAGAAGUGACAAUGACAUAAAGGAUUUCUGCUGAUAUAAAGAGAACAAUGUUGUGAUAAAAUUCUAACAGCUAUCUUUUGUACAAAAUUUGUGUAAUGCACGAAAUGAAAACCUGUAUAUACUGCAGAACGUAUCAUAUACUGGUACAGUUGUAGGUUUUUAUUAUCCAUUUUACACAUAAUUAUUUAGUUUAAAUUAAGAUGAUAUGAGUUAAAUAAUAAAAGAAGUGUUUCUUUUGGAUAUUGGAGUAUGGAAAUAUCAAAAAGUCAACUAAAAAUUGAUUUAUUUUGUUGCAAACGUAUGUCAAAACAUCGCGAUAACAAUAUUCCAAUUAAAGAAAAUAUUGAAAUCAUAGUUGAAUGUACAUAUAGUACAGUAAUUUUGGUAUACCUUGCAUGGCAAAGUUUGACAGAUGAUAUAGCUCUUUUGAUCAGAAAAUUGUGAUUUGAGAAUUUGAUAAGGGCUAUCUUAUGGUGUCAUAAUGAUAAUCAGUCUGGGAUAAGCACAAAGAUUCAUUCCUGUACAUGUCAAAAAAAAAUAACUUCAAGAAAAGAAGAAUUGCGUUUGCGAUUGAUUUUACAUUUAUGUAAUGUGUACGAAUUUGUGGUUUAAUAUUGCUUUUUAAUUUGUUGUUUUCUUUUAAUAAAAAUUCAGUUUUGCAAUCAUUAUAAUGAAUUAAUUGUCAU
Magallana angulata is the source of this 3730-nucleotide messenger RNA. RefSeq lists its product as uncharacterized. The record is from RefSeq and is a predicted model, not a curated record. The transcript is spliced from 22 exons. Gene Ontology annotation, biological process: protein ubiquitination. Gene Ontology annotation, molecular function: ubiquitin-protein transferase activity; metal ion binding. Lineage: Eukaryota; Metazoa; Mollusca; Bivalvia; Ostreida; Ostreidae. Bases 179 to 3064 code for a protein of 961 amino acids. Gene Ontology annotation, cellular component: cytoplasm.